GACCAAUUUGGCCCCCACGUGAUAGAAGAAGAUAUAAAUUGAGUAAUAUGCCCCUCCACCAUGAGCCUCAUUCAUACUUGGCCCAACAUAUCCAAUCCACAAUCAAUCUCCCAAAAAUGGUCUUCAAAGUCCUCCUCUACGCAACCCGCAAAAGCGGCAUGACUCCGGCCGAAUUCAAAGCUCACUAUGAAAACGUCCAUAUGCCCCUCGUCAAAGAGGCCGGAGGUGCCGACUUCCCUCUCUCCCAUCGGCGCCUCUAUCUCUCCCGCCCAACGCCUGGCGAAGACAAUGGUUUCCCCCCUGCGGUGCUCAUCGGCUCCCCAGACGAUUUCUCCUUUGACGCUAUUGCGGAAUUGACCUUCCCGGAUGAGGCAGCGUUCAAGGUGUUUUUUACCCGGAGACACGAGCCGGGGACGAAGGAGUUGCUAGAUGCCGACGAGGAGAAAUUCUUGGAUCGGUCAAAGCUUAGGGCUGUUGUGCUGGGAGAUGUUCAAGAGACUACCAAGUGAUUCUUCAAUUGUUUUGGACCAUGAAGUUUUUGAAUGAAUUUGGUAUGAUUACUAGAUUGAUCUUGAAUGCAUCCAUAAUCAAAGCAAUCCGUAUGCCGUUAAUAUACGCAGUGCCCUAAGU
Molecule: messenger RNA, 630 nt
Organism: Aspergillus alliaceus
Lineage: Eukaryota; Fungi; Ascomycota; Eurotiomycetes; Eurotiales; Aspergillaceae
Product: EthD domain-containing protein
Exons: 1
Coding region: 48-509 (153 amino acids)
Molecular function (GO): oxidoreductase activity
Source: RefSeq, a predicted model, not a curated record